This is a messenger RNA of Auanema sp. JU1783, 609 nucleotides long. NCBI's taxonomy places the organism in Eukaryota, Metazoa, Nematoda, Chromadorea, Rhabditida, Rhabditidae. The record is from the annotation of a GenBank genome assembly.
AUGUCUUUUAUCAAAAAUAUAUUUCAAUCAAAGCAGAAAAGUUCCAAAAAAUCUUCUUUGGAGUCACACAUUCAGUAUCCGUCUGUUUAUACCUCCAGUUCUGCUAAUCCCAAGGUUCAUCGCUCAAUUCUCAAAAGUCGAAGUGUUUAUGACGCAAGUGAAUUGGCAGCAUCGAGGAAUGCCCUUUCGCUGGCUGGCGACACUGAAUUUAUGGGGCCUCAAAUUAUAAAAAGAUCCCGAUCUAGAGCUCGCAGUUUGGUAUCCAGUGAUUCAUCUGAGGUCGAUAAUUUGAAUUGGCAAGACAGAAUGGUUACAUUGGAAUAUGAAAACAAAAAAUUACUUCUCAAAUUAGAUCGGGUGGAAGCUAAAUGCGACUAUUUAUCGGAUGCUAAGAGGCAGAUUGAAAAGGCAUUCCUCCGUGAAAUAAACGAUGUCAAAGAGCAUAAUAGUAUAUUGAGAACUGAAAAAAUAGCCUUGGAGCAGAUGGUAAUGGCCUUGGAAACAAGACUGGAUGAGUUGUUGCAAAUCUCAGCUCGUAGAGCCGAUAUGUCCGCCCUUUCCAGAGCGGAAACUCGUUCAGAAGUUACAAUGCCUGGUAUGGAUGAUUAA